AUGUCCGUCACCCUACACACCAGCCACGGCGACAUCAAAAUCGAAGUCUUUUGCGAGAGCGUCCCCAAAACCGCAGAAGCACGUCAUCUCCUCCCUCCCCCCUUCCUCUUCCUCUACGGCAAGGUAGGCCACCCGCUAACUCGGCGACAGAACUUCCUUGCCCUCUGCGCAUCGGGCUACUACGACGGGUCGCCGUUCCACCGCCUCAUCCCCAAGUUCAUCCUGCAGACGGGCGCGCCGGCGCACCCGGGGCCCGACGACCCCAAGGGCGGGCGGUCCAUCUGGGACGCGGCGUUCGAGGACGAGAUCCGGCCGUCGCUGCGGCACGCGCAGCGCGGCACGGUGAGCAUGGCGAACAAGGGGCCCGGCACCAACGGGUCGCAGUUCUUCGUGACGCUCGACAAGGCCCCGCACCUGGAUGGCCUGAAUACCGUCUUUGGGAGGGUCAUUGGCGACGAGGCCAUGGCGACGCUGGCCCGGCUCGAGGCCGAGGAGGUGGACCGCAAGGCGAGGCCGCUUGCCAGGGGCGACGUGAGGAUCGAUCGUGUGACGGUGCAUGCGAAUCCCCUGGCGGGCUGA
Metarhizium brunneum ARSEF 3297 is the source of this 579-nucleotide messenger RNA. The record is from RefSeq and is a predicted model, not a curated record. NCBI's taxonomy places the organism in Eukaryota, Fungi, Ascomycota, Sordariomycetes, Hypocreales, Clavicipitaceae.